GUGAUGCCAUGAAAUAUCCCUUUCUCCUGAUUCUUAUUCUGUCAACACUCCCGUCUACAGUAUCACCAUGUGAGAUCACUUUUAUCUUGGAGACUUUGAAAUCCGUAAACUCCACUGCAAGUCUUAUUAUUCGAAAAUCUGUGGAUAGUCUAUCACAAUGCACCAGGUUUUGCUCAUCGGUACCAAACUGCACGCAUUUCACUUUCUCGAACGCCGAACCCAUUGAAAAGAAGAACGGUGGUUUCAAUUGCCAUCUUCACUCGAAGUCACCCGUCUUAACGACAUCUGGAUCUCGGACGGUAGGAACGAAAACUUGUUUGGAAAAUAAAUGUUUGAAGAGAAGUUUUGCGUUUGAAAAGUUCCCAGGGAGGUCGUUGGUCAACUCAUCGUUUAUUAUCAAGACAUUUUCGAUUUCGAUGGAAGAAUGCUUGUCACAGUGUCAGAAAGAGUCAUCUUGUCGUGCUGCUCUGCACAACAAUGACACCUCGUUAUGCCAGUUAUCCAGAGUAUCCCUUAACUCUGUGUACAAUCCAAGACUAUACUUCAAAGCAAGCUAUUCUGUGGAUCUUUAUGAAAACAAUUGCGUUGAUUAUGCGAUGACGUCAUCAGCGUGUACAUUUAUGCGUGUCAACGGGGGUGGGCUGAAAUCGGUCAGUGAUCAGUUGAUUCAAAAUGUUGGAAGUUUUGAUGAAUGUGAACAAAUGUGUGUGAUAAGAAGUCGCAUUUCAGAUGUUUGCAGAUCCUAUACCUAUGACAACUCAACCAACGAAUGUAACUUAAUGUGGGCAUCUGCUAGAAUGCUAGGAAGAAGCCCGCUGGAAUCAAUGAAGCCGAAUUUGUUUCAUGGUGAUUUGGAUGAUUGUGUUAAUUUCUCUCUAAAAUGCCGCGAGGACAAUCUGGAAGUCAAAGCUAGCUCGAUGAGAAUGUUCAUCGGAAAAAUGAUGACUAAAAAGUCAAAGAAAAUAAUGUGUCAAGAAGAUUACGAGGGGAACUACGAUUUUUCGUCAAAGUUUGACUUUAAAAAGUGUGGACUUGAUCCUAACAAAUCCAAAGAUUCUACAUAUCGGGGUAUGGUGCAUGUGAAGGAAGGGAGCACGAGUUUGGUGACUAUAAGGGACAAAGUUUUGCAGGUCAACUGCCGUCUUCACAAAAGUAUGCCAUCGGAAGAGCAAUUCCUAUCUGUUCAAAUGAAUGUUCGUGAGAAUAAUAAGACAAAUCAAGUAAUGUCAGAUGUUGUCGUUGUCACAGCCCCACCUGCCCAAACAAACCCUAAAUUCUCUCUGAAAAUCCUCGGAUUAGAUUCAACAGAAGCCGAUACAGUUCACAUUGGUGACUAUGGAUGGAUUAUGCUUGCCGUUAAGAACUCGGCUGAAGAUUUUACAGUUACUAAUUUAGUGGCGAAGGAUGUUCAGACGGGUCGCGUGUUACGCAUCAUCGAUGAGGAUGGUUGUGUUCUCCGGCGGGAUAUUGUGAAAGAAAUUCGGAAGACAGAUAACUAUGUCAAAUUGAAGAUUAGUUUUUCUGGAUUUAGACGACAGACUGAAGUGGUGUACCAUGCAAUGAUGGAGACAUGUACAGUUGGAUGCAUGCCAAAAUGUAAUCAAGACAUGAUGCUUCCUGAGGAGGAGACCAACGUUCAUUCCCUCCCCUUAUCACUGGAUCUUCCACGACAUCGUAUGGUCCGAAGGUCUCUGGCCGGGGAGCCGAGGGAGCUGCAAUUGACAAGUGAUGUAUAUAAAGUAACUGGACACAAAUUGACACUUCUGAAUCCUCCUUCACCAAAGCAAUUCGACUUCCCAGCUCCCAAGUCAGACUUCGAGUUCAAUGACAACGGAGAGUUCCACGAAGGAGAUGUGAUCGUUGUGAAGCAUUCUCCAAAUCUUUGGACAAGUGUGAAGCAUUGUCUUAUUGAUGACGUCACGUGUAUGCUCACAGUGGUUCUGGGAGCUAUUCAGAUGUUUCUCAUGUUCUCAUGUUUUCUAAUUAUGUAUUGUUAUUACCAGCAGUGGAGAUUUUAUAGGGAACUCAACAGACCUCAAGAGCACAACGUACAGUAUUACACAACUUCUAAACCGGAAGAAAACACCAGAGACACCUAGAUAUUACCGGUAACUCAUUAUGCUUUUAUAUUGUUUUGAAAUUAAUGCACCUCGGGUUUACAAAUUCGCUUUUGUUUUUGUCUUUCUUCAGUUUCCAGUGCAAUUUUAUCCAAUGUCUUUCAUUUUGCCAAAGCGUACAAAACUUCCAGUUUGACAUUUUCAUUUUCUCAGUUUAAAUAAAUAUUCCAAAUUCAUGA
Messenger RNA from Caenorhabditis elegans, 2296 nucleotides. It is a transcript of the gene cutl-28, whose product is annotated as CUTiclin-Like. The record is from RefSeq and is marked reviewed. Lineage: Eukaryota; Metazoa; Nematoda; Chromadorea; Rhabditida; Rhabditidae. Gene Ontology annotation, biological process: proteolysis. Gene Ontology annotation, cellular component: extracellular region.